Trichoplusia ni (cabbage looper) is the source of this 2385-nucleotide messenger RNA. RefSeq names its product synaptotagmin-15-like. The transcript is spliced from 12 exons. Gene Ontology annotation, biological process: regulation of dopamine secretion; regulation of calcium ion-dependent exocytosis; cellular response to calcium ion. The record is from RefSeq and is a predicted model, not a curated record. The coding region runs from base 608 to 2197 and encodes 529 amino acids. NCBI's taxonomy places the organism in Eukaryota, Metazoa, Arthropoda, Insecta, Lepidoptera, Noctuidae. Gene Ontology annotation, molecular function: calcium ion binding; calcium-dependent phospholipid binding; syntaxin binding.
UAUACUUUCAACCUCACAAAACUACCAAUCCAGCCAGAGUACCCGACUAGGUACAUUUUGUAUAAGGCCCUUCCAUUAAACUUGGAAAUUCAAACAUGGGGCUAAUUUGACCCGACGAAACAUUUUGCGGUUGCUCUAUUUACAUUCAUCCCCAUUCCUAAGCUCACCCAACCAGUUCUAUAGAAACCCAAUAAUUCAGUUAAACCUGGACCCACGUCCCAUAAAUCUAAUCGUAAAAAACAGCUUUUGAUGCACGUUUAGACAACGUUACUUCAAGUCCACGGCUCAUGUUUAGCUGGUUGGUAGUGUGUACGAGCGCCAACUUUACUUAAUGAAAGGAACAUGCGCAGUAAACACUUGGAGCAACUUUGGCGGUGCGUUUUCGUCCAGUGGCUUGGCGGUACUUUUGACCUCCGUACGUAUACCGAGCUGAGCGAGAUAUCGCUCGCAAUUAUAUCCCCAAGUAUAACCACCGGGUGUUAUAUGUAAGCAUUAUUAAAAAAGAACGUAGAAACGCAUGUUUGUCUGUUUAGAAAGUUCAAAAGUCCCCCUUGAAAAUUAGGUGUACUGUGAUAUUUUGUGCAACGGUAUCAUCAGAUGAUUAGAGAUGUUAAACCUGUCACCGUCGGGGUUUCGCAACGUUGACGCGAGCGAACGCACAGUUAACACGAAGAAGGUGUACUCGCGGAGGCCGUGGUACGCUCCGGCCAUCGACCCUGCUGAGAUACUGAGGUAUACUCCAGACUACGAUUCGGACUACAACCCAGACACGGUUGAAGAGACUAACGAGAAACAGAACCCUGAGUACUAUGACCAGCCGCGGGAAUACGAGGAUCCUGUGACGUCACAGCGUGUGGAAGGACUCAGUCAGCUCGAGACCUCUCCUCCGAACCAGGCUUUCGAGCAGCCGCCCACAACAGCAUCAGUAUCAGAGUUCUCAAUAGCGAAUGCUGUGAAUUUAAGAGAGGCAGUGUUGGUAGCUUUGGGCGGCGCAAGCGCAGCGCUAGUGUUACUCAUCGUGAUGGCGGGCGUGUUCGUGGCGCGCAGGCGCAAGAACAGCCCCUCCCCCGUGCCCUCACCCCCGAUACUCGUGUACCCCCCGCACGAUAUAUCUGCACCGUGCUAUAUGACUAAGGAGGUGAACUUCUCGCUUCCCACGCUUCGCUCGUCAUCGCUGGGAGAACUCCGAGAUGUCGUCAGCGUCAGUAGUCUUGGCAGUGACGUACUCUCUCCUCCUGUACCCACGCAACUACGAUCCAACUCAUUCACAAACACAGCUGACUUGGGAGUCCUGGACCCUUCUUUAUACAAGUCCGACUGCCUCGAUGAAGAUUUCAUGUGGCCUGAAGGACAUGUGGGCCGCGUUUGGUUUACGCUGAAGUACGAGGCGGGGACCGAAAGGUUGCAAGUCCAUAUUAUAAAGGCGAAACAUCUGCCUUCUCGCACCCCAGCACUGGCCAACGCAUGCGAUCCGUACAUCAAGAUCCAAUUGAUGCCUGAUGAGAGGCGAGUGCUGCAAACCAAACAGAAGAAGAAGACCUGCAACCCGUUCUUUGAUGAGACCUUUGUUUAUCAAAUUCCUCCGGGGAAGAUCGAAAGUCUGACGCUGAAGCUGUCACUCUUGGAUGUGGGGCGAGUUGGGAAGGGGAAGCAGCUGAUCGGUCACAUAAUCCUGCCGCUGACCGAGCUGGAUGGAGUGGCUCCUGAUGAGGAACCGCAGCUUUAUAAGCUUGAUAUUGAAAAGGACUUACAAGAACCAACUUCGGAUCUCGGCGAGAUUCUCGUGUCGCUGCUCUACAAUGAAAACCUUCACAGACUAACAGUAACGGUCAUAGAAGCCCGAGGGCUCAAGCUGGACCCCUCCUCAAAUAAAAAAGAAAUGGUGGUCCGAGUGACGCAGGAGCGCGCGUGCCGCGGAGUGCGCGCGCGCCGCACGGCCGCUGUCGACGUGGCGGAGGACGGCAGUGCCUUCGUCUCCGAAUGCUUCCACUUUAGGCUGCGAGCUGAUGAGCUACACACCACCAGUGUCACUAUACAAGCGUUACAGCCACACUCCGUUUACGCCAAAGAUCGACUGCUCGGGAAGUUCGUGCUAGGUUCGUACAUGUUCGCCAGAGGUCGGGCAUUACAACACUGGAACUCAUCGCUCGCCGCUCCCAUGGAACAAGUCAAACAAUGGCACCCGCUCACCAAUUAAACGACAACCAGGCCAAACAACGCACAAUUGACGACUACCGACCCCACUUUAUAGUGAGUGUAACGUAUUGACGGAUUCUAUUUUCUAAGAUAUCAUUUAAUUGAACAUUGUUUCUUAGGGUCAAUUUAUAUUCAAGCUUGGUUUAGACGACGCGGGAAAUAUCAUGCAAGUUGAUACAAUGACGCUAA